AGAUCAGCAGCGUCGCCACGGAGAGCGGAUAUGGCGUAGAACAAGUACGUUGAAGUUUUGAACCGUUUUGAGCGGCGGAAUCAGUGCUCAGGGAGACCAUGAGCAAACACGGGGAUUCAUGGGAUAGGCUGGACACUGAUUUUGACCAAUGUCUUCUUGACAUGAAGCCAUAUGUCCUUAAACACCCCAACAAGACAGAGCGCCAGCGGUGUGCCAUAUGGAUCAAGAAGCUGUGUGAUCCAGCCUCUUGUGGUUCAGGUCUGAUAAGUCGUGAGAACCGCAACAAGUAUGCCCGUUUGCUCCUCAACAUGCUUAAAAGAGGGGUCCUGGAGUUGCCUUUCACCAGCAAACCAGAACCUGGAAGCCUCAAGACGCUCCCGACUUACAUGUUCAUCUACUAUGAUGAGCCACUGACUGGUCGGGCUGUGGAACACAGCACAGCAGGUAUUCCUGAGUGGGUGACAGGAGAGCUGGGUGGCUGUUCUGAUGACAGUUUGGCUGUCGGUCACCUAAAGGACAGAUCCAGUUCCACACCUGUUGCAGCUCAUCACAGGAGAAGGCUGUAUGAUGAAAAGAAUCCAUCCCAACCCACGUCCUCCAGUCCACUCAAACAAUCACCAAGACAUGAUGCGCGGAUGGUGGAUGGGGGGCUGAAGACAGAUAUGUCUCGCGAUGACAGUGACCUGGAGGCUCGUCUCAACAGCUGGAACCUUGGGAUUGAAAACCCCAGGUAUUUGCGGGAGAAGCCCAUUCCCUUGUCUCCAAUUUUCAAGUCAAGCUUUGGGAGGAACAGCACCUCGGCCGAUGAUCAGGGCCCACAGCUUGCUCAGAGCAAAGAGAGUGAAAUGAAAAUCAAGGUCCUCGAGGCAAAGCACCAGGAGGAGAAAUUGAGGCUGCAGCAGAGACACGAUGCAGAUGUGGAGAAAAUUCUUGAUCGAAAGAAUGGUGAGAUUGAGGAGAUGAAGAGCAUGUACCGGGUCAAGCAGAGGGAAUCGGAGGAGCUGAUCCAUAAGCUGGAGAAGAAAGUUCAAAGUGUGCUGCGGGAAUCCCAGGUCAUCUGCGAGAGCAAAGAGAAGCAGAUUGCAGAGCUGAAGAAGAUGUCUGAUCAGGGCGCCGACUCCUUGAAAAACGAGUUGGAGAAGAAGCUGCAUGCCGCUGUGACAGAGAUGGAGCAGGAGAAGUUUGAGUUGCAGAAGAAACACACUGAGAGCAUCCAGGAGCUGCUGGAGGACACCAACCACAGGCUGGCUAAGAUGGAGGCUGAGCACAACGCUCGGUCUCAGGCAACUGAGCAAACGAUGCAUGGGCUGGAGCAGCGGGUGAAGCAACAGUCGGUGGAGGUGGAGAAGGGCAACGUGCUGCGUCAGAAGGUGACACAGGAGAAGGCCCAGUUGGAGAUCCACAUUGCAUCCAUCAGUGCUGAACUGCAAGAGGCCAACAGAAGGUCUGUGAAAGAACUUCUUAUUCUGCAGAGGGAGAAGGAGCAGCAAAGUGAGCAACACGAGCAUGCUGUGCUGAAACUCCAAGCCAAACAUGAGACUGACAUGAGCCACUUGCACCAGGAGCAUGCACUGUCUGCUGCUAAGGCCUCUGAGGUGAUCGAGGACUUAGAGAAUUCUAUAGCUCAUUUUAAGCAGCAGCUCCUGGACAGUGAACAUCGAAAACACCAACAAGUCAGGGAUCAAGGGAUAAAGUUUCAGCAGGAAAAAGAUGAACUGCAGAUCAACUGUGAGAAAAAGGUCUUGGUUAUCCAGAGUGAAGCAGAGAGAGAGAGAACAGAUGCUAAGAAGAAGAUAGCUAAACUAGAAGAUGCACUCAGAGAGAUGGAGAGCCAGCUGGACCGAGCCAGGGAGAGCCAAAGGCAGCAGAUCCAGCAGGCUGAUAUCGCACUGGAGCAGUUCAAGAGGCAGGUGGAGCUCAGUUCGGAGAAGGCAUAUGUGGACAUGAAACUCCAGAUGGAGAAGGUGGAGGAGGACCUGAACCGCUCCAAGUUUCUCAGGGAGAACCAGGCCAAAGAGUUCUCCCAGCAACUUGAUGCACUCAGACAGAAAUAUGAGCAACAGAUGGCUGAGCAGCGCAUGCAGCACGAGCAGGAGAGGACGCGGCUACAGCAGCAGCACAGCGCGGAAAAGGACAGCCUGGUCCAGGAGCGCCAGCGGGAGGUGAGCAGCCUUGAGAGGCAGGCCAGGGCCGCCCUGCAACAGCACCAACAGCACACCCAGGAGUGGAGGAAGCGCGAUGCCCAGGCAAUUUCAGAUCUGGAAUCCCAGUUAUCAAGUCUACACGAUGAACUUCAGUGCGCCCAUGCACAGCAUAACCAACAGUUGGCUGAGAUGGCGUUGCUCUGGGAGGAGGAAAAACAGAAAGUGUUCCUGGACAAAGAGGCGUCUCUGGACCGGCUCCGCUCUGACAUGGAGCGCAUUCGCAGCGACCUUGAGAGAAACCACCAGCAGGAGAGGGACACCGCACAAGAGAAGACCAACACCAGGCUGAAGCAGAUUGAGAAGGAGUGCGCUCAGAAGCUCGCAAAGAGUGCCCUGUUGAUCGCAGAGUUGCAAACAUCGGUUUGUGACUCAAAGGAGGAGGCCGUCCGUCUGCAGCAGGCAAUGGAGAAGCAGUUGGAGGAGAGCAAUACGAGAUGGGAUGAAGAGAGGAGGACGAUAACUCACCACGCAGAUCAUGCCAACAAGGCUCUGCAGGGAAAGGUGGAAAGUCUACAGAGGCAGCUGCACAGCUCUGAGAAGAAGCUACUUAACAAAGAGCUGGAGACCGAAGAGAAGGUGACCGCGGCGUGUCAGGAGUACGAGGGGAAGAUCAAAGGUUUGAUGCCGUCGGAGCUCAGACAGGAACUGGAGGACACCAUCACCUCUCUGAAAGCUCAGGUAAACUUCCUCCAGAAGAGAGCCUCUCUGCUGCAGGAAGAAGUGGACGCCUGUCGCAGCAGGAGGUAACCAUGGAGAAAUCACAGCUUCACCAGACACUGGAAUAUGAAGGACACGACGUCCAAUCAGAUGUGAGCAUUACUGACUGUUACAUGUUUUUAAACGCCUGUCACAUGGUUUUCUUGUCUAUUUAUUAACUAUUCCUUUAUGAAAAAUGAAUCUACAUUUUUAUGUUCACUGCUGGUUACAUUGUUGAGUUUUUUUUACUUUUUAUGACAUCACUCGCUUGUUGUUCUUACUGAUAUUUAAGACUUUGACGAUCAAUUGUCAAAUCCAUCAUUUAAUAAAAAACUA
Labrus bergylta (ballan wrasse) is the source of this 3236-nucleotide messenger RNA. RefSeq names its product centrosomal protein 112 (gene cep112). The record is from RefSeq and is a predicted model, not a curated record. Lineage: Eukaryota; Metazoa; Chordata; Actinopteri; Labriformes; Labridae.